AUGCCAAUAUCGGGUUGCAUCAUUUUCUCACUGGUUGAGGGUAGUUUUUUCGCACCAAUCGCUUUGGCUAGGUCUGCUCAGUUUUUCACCCUAAACGUUGGUACCAUAAAGAAUGCGACUACAGAUAAACAUGGAACAUUUGGAUUCGCUAAAAACGUCCGGCUUCGGCUGCACUUGAUGGUAAAAAAGAGUCCCACUGUCGGUUUGAACGAGCCAACUUGCAUACAAUCCACGGCCGGAAGCAAUCUGAUUUAUCCUCCCUCGGUCGAAUGUGAAGAAGCGAUGGGCGCUAGGAUUAUCUCUUAA
Protopolystoma xenopodis is the source of this 306-nucleotide messenger RNA. The record is from the annotation of a GenBank genome assembly. NCBI's taxonomy places the organism in Eukaryota, Metazoa, Platyhelminthes, Monogenea, Polystomatidea, Polystomatidae.